AUGAGAUUGCAGGCUCACGAAAUACGAACGAGACUACCGUCUUACGUUCCGGUCACCGAGUGCGGUUACCUGUACGUUUCCGCAAAUAGUUGCACAGUCAACAACCGAUACGGUGUAGUAUUAUUCCUAUACUACACGCAUGCUACACUCUUUUUUUUCUUUUUUUUGUUUCCUGAGCCCACGCCUUCGACCACCUCAGUUUGGUUCCGUCGACUUCAGUCAACCUUGGCGAAAGCUGGCCUGAUCACCCACGCUCUUGUCAACGCACUCAGUCGAUAUAUUGGUUUGAAUGUUUGGCACACGCUUGGUCUCGAACUAGGUCCUUGCGGUCGCUUCUGUCUCAACGUGCUUUCGUCCUACGUCUACAGCGUUUCUGGUCCGCAUUUCCUACGACCGCCAUCUUCAGAUUCUGGAUACAAACCACUC
Molecule: messenger RNA, 426 nt
Organism: Schistosoma margrebowiei
Lineage: Eukaryota; Metazoa; Platyhelminthes; Trematoda; Strigeidida; Schistosomatidae
Source: the annotation of a GenBank genome assembly